This is a messenger RNA of Aegilops tauschii subsp. strangulata, 594 nucleotides long. NCBI's taxonomy places the organism in Eukaryota, Viridiplantae, Streptophyta, Magnoliopsida, Poales, Poaceae. The record is from RefSeq and is a predicted model, not a curated record.
AUGCCCCGCUGGUGCGUGCCCGCCCGCGCCCGCCGUGGCCGCGUCCGGCCAUUGCGCACGCCCCGCCACCGCACCUCCUCCCGCAGUUCCGCCCCGCCUCGCUCCCUCCCUCUCCCUCGUGCGCUCGCGCUUGCCCCCGCGCUCCCCGCGUUCGGCCCGCGCCCGGGCCGCGCGUCGCCCCGCCCGGCGUGCCUACACACGCGCCGUGGCCGCACCCUCUUCCCCGUGAGCAGCGCCCCUCCUCUCUCUCCCUCGCCCCCACGCUUACCGUGGCCCUCGCACCCGUUGGCCGCGCCUGGGCUCGCCCCUGGUCACGCCCACGACCGCGCUCACUGCGCCCCGCGACCACCGCCCCGCCCUCCGGCUCCCGACGCUUCUCCACCUCGGCCAUGGCCUCGCCCUCCCCCGUCUCUCGCUCUGUCCCGUGGCCGCGCCACCGCGCCUGCCCCUCCGCGCCACUCGGACCGCACCAGCGCCACCUCUCGCCUCCACCCGCCGUGGCCCCUGGCCGCGCCGGCGAGCCCCGCCAUCGGUGCCCUGGCGUCCUCGUCCCGCCCUGCGGGCGAGCGCUCGCCCUGGGCCACUGCCAGGUAA